Scheffersomyces coipomensis is the source of this 2805-nucleotide messenger RNA. RefSeq lists its product as uncharacterized. Gene Ontology annotation, cellular component: protein phosphatase type 1 complex. Gene Ontology annotation, molecular function: protein phosphatase 1 binding; glycogen binding. Gene Ontology annotation, biological process: regulation of glycogen biosynthetic process. Lineage: Eukaryota; Fungi; Ascomycota; Pichiomycetes; Serinales; Debaryomycetaceae. The record is from RefSeq and is a predicted model, not a curated record. The coding region runs from base 1 to 2805 and encodes 934 amino acids. The transcript has a single exon.
AUGAUGGAUAAUCCUCCUCAUAUAUUACGAUUAUCUUCACCUCCAUCAGCAUCAAAUCCCAAUAAUCCAUCGUCAUCAUCAUCAUCAACCACCACCACCACCACGACAACAAAUCCCUUACAUCAUCAUCUUUCAAAUAAUUUAAAUGCAUCCACUCAUCCAAACUUAUUUAUUGAUACAUCCAUAGGUUCUACAGAAACAUCUCUUCCCACUCCUCCAUUACAAACUAUCCAAGACCAUUCUCAAUCCACGGAUAUUCAUCAUAAAAGAAGACAUUCCUUUACUUAUGAACCUCAUUUACAACAUCAUUCGCACGUUCCAUCAUCUUCAAAUACAACAUCAGAUCCUUUCAAUAUGAAUAAUUCAAUUCCUAAUACUUCUCCAACUCCAAAUACUUUAUCAAAUGUUUCAUCAGUAUCAAGUUCACCUCCUUUAAUUCAUUCAUUUUCUGAUGAAUCAUUUAAUGAUUUACCUUUAUCAAUGAAAUUUAUGCAUAAACCAAGUAGAUCUCAAGAAUUAUUAGAAAAAGCAAGUGAUCCAACUAGAAGAAAUAGUUUACUUAAUAGUCAUAUCGAUGAUAUCACCCUUAAUAAUAAUAAUAAUAAUAAUAAUAAUCAAACUAAUAAUAUUGAUCAAAAUUCAGAUAUAAUUUCUUCAUCUCCAGUAUCUCAAACUAUUGAAUAUUCUUCACCCAUGGAAAAUGUAUCCAUGAGUAAUGGUACAGAACCAGGUUAUACUUUGGUCCGUAAAAAAUCUGGUGAAAUUUUAAAACCUUCAUUAAAAUCAGAUGAUUCAUCAUAUUUUGAUUUAAAGAAAAGAUCAAGAUCUUUACCCACAACUCCAACUUAUAAACAAGUUCAUUUUGGUGGUGGUAAUGAUGUAAGAUAUUUUAAAAAGAAAGAUAAACCAAAUGCUAUAAGUGCCACCAAUUCUCCAACUUUAGAUGAAGGUCAAGAUGAAGCAAAUCUUUUAGAUAUUCGAAAAUUAAAUUUAUCUUCAAGUGAACGAUAUUAUGGUGAUGAUGAUGAAUAUGAAUAUGAUGAAGAAGAUGAUGAUUAUGAUGAUCAAAGAAGAAGAAGAUAUGAAUAUGAAGAAUAUGAAGAUAAUGAUGAUGAUGAUUAUGAAGAUUCAGAUGAUGAAUUUGUGGCUAAUAAUGCUCAUGGUGAAACUAAAUAUCCUCGAUAUGCUGAAGUAUUUGAUGAUGAUGAUGAUGAAGACGAUGAAGGUGAUAAAGAUAAAGAAGAACAUCGAUAUAAAUAUCAAUCACCUCCUAAAACCAUUGAUUGGCAAUUGAAAUUAUUAAAUUUCACUCCUUUAUCAUCUUAUGAUGUUAAAAUCAAAGCUGAAUCACCAGUAUUUUUAGAACGAUUAUUUAUAACAGUUGAUAAAAAAUAUCUUUUAGGUCAUAUUGCCGUUAAGAAUCUUGCAUUUGAAAAAUAUUUAAUUGUUCGAUAUUCACUUGAUAAUUGGUGUACUAUUAUUGAAAUUCCAACUAUUUAUGUUCCUGAUCGUCCUGAAAUUUUAAAAGCUAAUAAUUAUGAUCGAUUUAUAUUUCAAAUUCCUUUGGAAAAUCUUUUUCAUAGUUUUAGAAUUAAUGCAUCAGCUAAUAGUAGCACUGAUAGUAUUAAUAAUGAUAAUAAUCCAAAAACUGGUGAUAUUAAACAAGAAAAAGCUUAUCAAUUAUGUAUUAAAUAUUAUUCUGAUAGAAACGAAUAUUGGGAUAAUAAUGGAUUUAAAAAUUAUCAUAUUAAAUUAAUUAAAAGUACUAAGAUUCAUCCUCAUGAAAAACAACAACAACAACAACAUUAUAAAAAUCAUCAUGCUAAAGUUGGUUCACCUCCUCCUCCUCCUGAUUUUAAUCAAUCUCAUAAAGAUCCUAAGAUUCAAGCUCAUAAUAAAAAACCAAAAUAUUCAAAUUCUUAUCUAAAGAGAAUUGUAUCUGAUUCUCAAAUUGAAUUGAAUAAAUCGGAUAAAAAGAAUUCAUCUCCCACUCCUGAACUGAUUAAACCAAUUGAAUCAGCACCAAUUGUUUCUAAAUCUAAGGACAAUAAUAUGUUCCAUACUGAUGAUAAUUCAUCAAGUGAUGUAAAUGAUUUUGAAAAGAAUAAUUUUUAUAUGUCAUCCCCUAUGUUAUCAACUUAUAAUAAUAAUAAAUCAAAACCAUCAACGGCAGCUUCUGGUAUUAAUGCUAAUGGUUCAAAUUCUAUCACUAGUAAUAAUAAUCAUGAAAAUAAUAGUAAAGAUGUUAAUGAAAGUAUUGAAUCUUUACCUAAAAAUACUAAUAUCCAUACUAUUACUAAUCCAUCUACCAUUACAUCAACAGAUGAUUCUAAACCAUCAUCAACGUCAACUAAAUUACAAUUAACUUCACCACCAUUUGCUAUUAGAGAUGAAAAUGAUUCAAAUAUUUCUCCUGAUAAUGAAGAUGAAGAAAUUGUAUCACCAUCUCUUGGUCAAACUCAAUUACCUCCUCAACAAUAUCUUGUUCCACCGCCAUUAGAUCCACAAUCUUAUAAGGAAUUACUUGAUAAUUAUUGUUUUUUUAAUUCUUCCAAUCCAAAUGGUGAAAUUUCAUCCACUGAUACUUUCCAUUCUCCCUAUUUUGGUGGUGGAGGUCAUUAUUCAAGAAGAGCAAAUCAUCAGCAAAAUUCAAAUAGUAGAAAUACUUCAAGUGCUUCUUCUAAUACCCUUGAUUCGGAUGAUGGGACUAUUAAAGGUAAUAUUACCCCACCAUCAACUACAAAUCAAGGACCAACUACUGAUGGUGGAAAAACAUUUACUGUUUCAUCAUUCUUAGGCGCUUAG